This is a messenger RNA of Lycium barbarum (goji berry), 2228 nucleotides long. Its product is annotated as probable methyltransferase At1g29790. Bases 634 to 1836 code for a protein of 400 amino acids. The record is from RefSeq and is a predicted model, not a curated record. Gene Ontology annotation, molecular function: methyltransferase activity. The transcript has 2 exons. Lineage: Eukaryota; Viridiplantae; Streptophyta; Magnoliopsida; Solanales; Solanaceae.
AAAAAGGUUUGUGGUUCAAUACCCAUAAAUUAAAAAUCCUACCUAAGCCUUUGUAGUAAGGAUAGUAGAGGUAUAAUCCAUCUGAAUUAAGGGUGAAAAUGCUAGUUAAAGCCAGCGGCGGAUUGCGAACACCCUUAGCAAAAAAUUACAGUGUAUAUAUAGGGUAAGUUUUCUAUGUUUAUGUACAUAUAUUAACUUUUGAACACCCUAAAUAAAUGUAAAAGGUUAGCUUUAAGCAGUUCAAGGUGUUCAAAAUUGUCAUGUGUCCUAGGUUCGAUUCCCAUUGACAACAUUAUUUUUUAUAUUUAGCUUUUGUUAUUUUUUUCAAACCCCUGAGUGAAAAUCCUGAAUCCGCCACUGGUUAAAGCUUAAGAAAAGAACACUUGCCCUGCUGAAUAUAUAUAAAAUAUAUAACCAUUUAGAUUAUUUUUUUCAAACCCCUGAGUGAAAAUCCUGGAUCCGCCACUGGUUAAAGCUUAAGAAAAGAACACUUGCCCUGCUGAAUAUAUAUAAAAUAUAUAACCAUUUAGAUUAUUUUUUUCAACUAUAACCAUAUAGAUACCAGCACCAUACUUUUGCAUCAUCUUCAACUUUAAGGGUAUCAAAAACUUUGAUUGUCCAAAAGAAAUACUCAUGGACUCACCUCAUAAGCCAAGGCAUCUUUCCCCAAAUCUGUUCUUUUUCUUCCUUCUUGUGUCCUCAAAUCUUAUAACUUUUUUCAUUUCUAACGCCUUUAAGAACUCUUCUUGUUCAUUAUACCAACAAACAUAUAGUUCCAUUUCCACUGCUUCAUCAUUUAAUACUCCUAUCCCUUUAGUUGUUGAGCCAGCAACUAGAGAUGAUGAUGUUCAAAUAUCUGAUCUUCCACCUGAGUUCCUUGCUUUCACAUCUCCACACAAACUACCAUUUGGAUUCAACACAAACUUUGAUUCUGACAAAAUCAUCCCUCCGGUGGGGCGCCCGUGCACCAUGUUUCCGGAUUUACUUCGUCGUUACAUGUCAUACAAUGUCAAUGGUUCUUGCCCUGAUGACGAGCUCCUGGCACAGAAGCUGCUUCUCAAAGGUUGUGAGCCUCUCCCUCGCCGCAGAUGUCGUCCUGCUUCUCAGCAGGAAUAUGUUGAGCCUUACCCUCUUCCUGAGAGUUUAUGGACUACACCAUCGGAUUCAUCUGUAGUUUGGACAGCAUAUACAUGCAAAAGCUAUGAAUGUCUUAUCAUCAGGAUGAAAACUCAGAAAGGAUUUGAUGAUUGCAAAGACUGCUUUGAUCUCAAUGGCAGAGAGAAAAACCGUUGGUCGUCGACAAAGGGAGCUGGCCUAGACUUCUCUAUUGAUGAAGUACUAGCGGUGAAGAAGCCUGGUACAAUCAGAAUAGGGCUUGAUAUCGGAGGCGGUGUAGCUACGUUUGCUGUAAGAAUGAGAGAAAGGAACAUAACAAUAUUAACAACUUCAAUGAAUCUCAAUGGCCCUUUCAAUACAUUUAUAGCAUCAAGAGGAGUCGUACCUUUGUACAUAAGCAUUUCACAGAGACUUCCUUUCUUUGACAACACACUGGAUAUAGUGCACUCAAUGCAUGUGCUGAGUAACUGGAUACCAACAACACUACUUCACUUCUUGUUUUUCGACAUCUAUAGAGUGCUUCGGCCUGGUGGGCUGUUCUGGCUUGACCAUUUCUUCUGUGUUGGUGAGGAAUUUGAGCAAGUCUAUGCUCCCCUUAUAGAGAGCAUCGGGUUCCAUAAGGUCAAGUGGAUCGUAGGGCGAAAGAUGGACAGAGGGCCUGAGCUGAAUGAGAUGUACCUUUCAGCACUGUUGGAGAAGCCACUCAAGAAUUCUUGGUGAUAGUAUUAGAUGUUUAUUUUACUUUCUUACUUUGAUAGAAAUAGAAGACAUGAAAGGAGGAGGUGAUUUUUUUUUUUUUUUUUUUUUUUGUUUAAUAAAGUCAUGAAUUCGUUUCAGAUGACAUCUCCAGAUAUAAACUAACAAUUUGAGUAACUUGAGUAUGAUUUUGUAAUGUUUGUGGCUAAACCAUUUCCAAGCAAUAGUUAAAAAAGCUUCAUAAACUCCGCCUGUGUGAGCUCGCUCACAUUGCCGGUCCCAAGCCCGGAUAAAGGAGGAGGGUUGCCGAGGGUCAAUCGGAAACAGCCUCCCUACCCAGGUAGGGGUAAGGCUGCGUACAUCUUACCCUCCCCAGACCCCACUAUUGUGGGAUUACACUGGGUAGUGACCAAGUU